This is a messenger RNA of Chanos chanos (milkfish), 3098 nucleotides long. RefSeq names its product N-alpha-acetyltransferase 15, NatA auxiliary subunit a (gene naa15a). The transcript is spliced from 20 exons. Gene Ontology annotation, molecular function: protein binding. Gene Ontology annotation, biological process: N-terminal peptidyl-methionine acetylation. The record is from RefSeq and is a predicted model, not a curated record. NCBI's taxonomy places the organism in Eukaryota, Metazoa, Chordata, Actinopteri, Gonorynchiformes, Chanidae. Gene Ontology annotation, cellular component: NatA complex; cytoplasm. Bases 136 to 2736 code for a protein of 866 amino acids.
GGAGCCCGAAACAGACAAGUUUGGGUGACUCGAGGAACAGCCCAAGUAAAGAUACAAAGAACCAGUGUAAAAUUUGCACCUCUAAUUCAUGUGUUUAGCCAGGUUACGGAGUAUAGUGUCCAUUAAACAAGAACAAUGCCCUCAGUGACACUGCCGCCUAAGGAGAACGCUCUCUUUAAGAGAAUAUUGAGAUGCUACGAACACAAGCAAUACAGAAAUGGACUGAAGUUCUGCAAACAGAUCCUGUCCAACCCCAAAUUCGCCGAGCAUGGAGAGACCCUGGCUAUGAAGGGCCUGACCUUGAACUGUUUGGGGAAAAAAGAUGAAGCCUACGACCUCGUUAGACGUGGCCUUCGUAACGACCUCAAGAGUCAUGUCUGCUGGCAUGUAUAUGGUCUGCUGCAGCGCUCAGAUAAGAAGUAUGAUGAGGCCAUAAAGUGCUACAGGAACGCACUAAAAUGGGACAAAGACAAUCUGCAGAUCCUCAGAGACCUCUCACUGUUACAGAUCCAGAUGAGAGACCUGGAAGGGUACAGGGAGACUAGGUACCAGCUGCUGCAGUUGAGACCAGCCCAGAGGGCGUCUUGGAUUGGUUAUGCCAUUGCCUAUCACCUCCUGGAGGACUAUGAGAUGGCCGCCAAGAUAGUAGAGGAGUUCCGCAAAACACAACAGACAUCUCCUGAUAAGGUGGAUUAUGAGUACAGCGAGUUAUUACUGUAUCAGAAUCAAGUGUUGAGGGAGGCAGGACUUUUCAAGGAGGCUCUCGACCACCUGACUAGCCACGAGAAGCAGAUCUGUGACAAACUGGCCGUGGAGGAAACCAAAGGAGAGCUCUUUCUGAAGUUGGACAGAUCAGCAGAGGCCGCUGAGGUUUAUCAAAACCUGCUUGAGAGAAAUCCAGAGAACUGGAGUUACUAUCAGGGACUGGAGAGAGCACUGAAACCCGCCAAUGCAGAGGAGAGGCAGCAGAUCUAUGAGGAGGCGUGGGUGAAGUUUCCUAAAGGUCUGGUGCCCAGAAGGCUUCCUCUCAACUUCCUCACAGGUGAGAAGUUUAGGGAAUGUGUGGACCGUUUUCUGAGGAUGAACUUCAGUAAGGGCUGCCCGCCUGUAUUCACCACACUCAAACCUCUCUAUCACGACAAGAAGGUUUCAAUCAUAGAGGACUUAGUGGUGGGUUAUGAAACAACAUUGAGAAGUUGUAGAAUGUUCGACCAGAAUGACGACGGCAAGACGGAGCCACCCACUACUCUGCUCUGGGUUCAGUAUUUUCUCGCCCAACAUUUUGACCAUGUUGGCCAAACAAGCCUGGCCCUGGAAUACAUCAACGCUGCCAUUGAAAGCACACCAACACUCAUCGAACUGUUUGUUGUCAAGGCUAAGAUAUACAAGCAUGCAGGGAAUAUUCGUGAGGCAGCCCGUUGGAUGGAUGAGGCCCAGGCUCUGGACACUGCCGACCGCUUCAUCAACUCCAAAUGCGCCAAGUACCUGCUCAAGGCUGGCAUGGUCAAAGAGGCCGAGGAGAUGUGCUCCAAAUUCACACGGGAGGGCACGUCAGCGGUGGAGAAUCUGAAUGAGAUGCAGUGUAUGUGGUUUCAGACUGAAUGCGCUCUGGCCUAUAAAUCUAUCAACAAGUACGGCGAGGCCCUCAAGAAAUGCCAUGAGAUCGAACGACACUUUGUGGAAAUAACAGAUGACCAGUUUGACUUCCAUACGUACUGCAUGAGGAAGAUGACUCUGCGUUCCUACGUGGACCUGCUGAAGCUGGAGGACGUGUUGCGCAUGCACCCUUUCUACUUCAAGGCUGCCCGCACUGCCAUCCUCAUCUACCUCAGUCUCCAUGACAACCCCCUCACCGACGACAACAAGGAAAAACAGGAUGAUAAUGCCAACCUGUCGGAUAAAGAGCUUAAGAAGUUGCGGAAUAAGCAGCGGCGUGCACAGAAGAAAGCACAGCAGGAGGAAGAGAAGAAAAAUGCAGAGAAAGAAAAACAGCUAAAGAACCAAAAGAAAAGGAAAGAUGAGGACGAAGAAGAGAUUGGGGGAUUUAAGGAAGAGCUCAUACCAGAGAAACUGGCCAGGGUGGAGAAUCCUCUAGAGGAAGCAGUGAAGUUCUUGAACCCCCUGAAGACUCUUGUGAAGAAUAAAAUAGAGACACACCUGUUGGCCUUUGAGAUCUACCUCAGGAAAGAAAAGUAUCUGCUGAUGCUCCAGUCUGUGAAGCGAGCCUACUCCAUCGAUCCCAGCAACCCCUGGCUGCACCAGUGUCUGGUGCGCUUCUUCAAAGGAGUGGAGGAUAAAAAGGCUUUGCCACAGGCCGUGCAGACUGUCCUGAAGCAGGAGAUCACCAGACUGUUUGGAGAAAACGACCCCAAAAUCUUUAACAAGAACUUCCUUAGCAAGCAUGCUAACUCCAUACCCCACAGACUAGCAGCCGCUAAGAUGAUGUUUUACUUGGAGCCUUCAUCUGAGAGCACAGCAGCAGAGCUGGCUACUUCACUGGAUGAGUCCCUCACAGGAAGAACCACAGAGAAUUGCUCUGAGGUUGUGCAGGCCUUGAAGGAUGGCAGUCUGGGCUCUGAGCAGCAGAAGGUUCUAGAAUCUUACCGCGCUUCCUGCCACAGCCUGUACCCCUAUGCCCUGGCCUUCAUGCCGCCUGGUUACCAAGACAACACUGCCGUCACCACAAACGGAGACCUGUCGUCCGGAGACCACGAAGACAUGCCCAACGAGAUGUAAGAGAAGCAAGAAGGCAUCCAGUUUGAGGACAGUCACCACUUGUGUCCUGAUCACAACAGCGACCAGAGCAGGACUGAAGUUUCUGCCAACACGUCAAAGAGAAAGAGAGGAAAGAAAAAACAUGUCUGUUUUAUUUUUGUUUUUCUUUUUUACAAUAUUGACGAUGACUACUCUGGAAAAUUCUUUAAAAAAAAAAAAAGAACAAUAAACGGUGUAUAUAGAGGGGAAAAAAAAAACAAAAAGAGGAGAUGGCUAUGAUGCACUCACUGUUUAUUGCCAUUUUCUUCUGACAAAUGCAUCUGCUUCUCAUGUUUCUAAAGAAUAAUUUAUAUAUAAAAAAUAUUAAAGAAUUUACUAAAAAA